UCGUGUAGGUUGUUCGUGCAGUUUUUCCUUCAAACGUGAAAAACGAGUUGUGUGUGUGGGUUUUUUGAGGUGUAUGAGUGUAAAUUUCCAUUCCGCCUUACCCGCUCCACCAAGCUGCUUCUGGAUCGUUCGGCUAAUGGUGCCGAAUUUACCGACCACCGGCACCACCGGGCAAGUGCGACUGACAAGUGUUGUGCGAAGUGUGUCAAAAUGAAGGAAUGAGAAAACACAAAAGCAUCAUCAAAAAAAACAGCGCCUAUCAAAGCAAACAGUGGCGGUAGCAGCACCCCCUUGGUGAAGUUCUCGUCAACUCGCGUCGCGGUUGUCGCUGUGUUGUGGCGGUCGGCUGGCCGGGUACCGGGUGUCUGGUGCUGAUUUUGUGAAGUGAGUGUUUUGGAGCCCACCGGGGCUUGACACAACACACCCGUCAGUGUCACGGAAGUGAGAGGAAAGAGCUGGGGGAAGCGUUUCGGGAAGCGAUGGAGGCUACAGAAUGAAACCAGAGCAAAGCACACGCAAAAGGUAGUUGAACCGUGCGCGGGGGUAAACAGUUGAUGGAUCCGGUUUCGAUCCACCGUCGCAGGAGGCGUGCACGUGAAUAGAAAGCAAAUGGUUACUAGAUUUAAUGGUUGUGGGCCACAAUUAAAGGGUGCAACUAAACGGAGAAGGGGUCAAACCAUAACCUACCCUUAAAGGGUCGAAAGGAGAAAAACUUGCAACUGUUAAAUGUGAUUUUCCGCCGUGAAGGAAACAGGUGCCCUUCACACGCUGGUGCAAUUAUGCUGAAGUAGUUGAAAGAACGUGCCAUUUACGAGUACCUUUUGCAGCUGAUUGAACAUAAAAAAACCAACAGAAUUUUUAAAAAGCUGUACAAAUGGAUGGAUCACCGCCGAAAACAAACCGGAAGGUACGGUUUUCCCUGCCCGAACCAGCCGUCCCGGCCGUACCCUCGACGACGCCCGUCCAGAAGCAGCGCAUGGCCCACGGUACGAUGCAGUACGUGAACGGGACGCUCAUCAGCCAGUCGCAGCAAACCGCAGCUGCCACCGCCGCCCAGACGCGGGCCCACCAAUCGCUCCAAAUCACGCCCACACCGACGUCCGCCACCGCCAGCCUGCACGCCAGCUCGGCCGGCUUCAAGCCAAAGGAGCUGAACAACAAGAUCGUCCUCCAUCUGCGGCCCUCGGUAAGCUCGCUCGACAGUGGCAGUGAGCUGUCGUCGCCCAAGGGUUCGCCGGGCAGCUCGAACGAGGCGAAAACGGCACGCCAGAAAGCCUUCGCCCAGAAGGCCGGCAACAACAGCUCCGCGUCACUGUCCGGAGGCACCGGAGCGAGCAGGUCGCUGAAAUCCUUGCCAUCGAUCAAUCAAAAGUUCCCCAGCUCGGAGGACGUGAACAACAAUGCCGGUAGUCGGCAGCGAUCGGGCGACGAUCUUGGCGGGCUGUGGAACCACCCGACCAAGAAGCCCACCAUCAUACUGCGCACGAUCGCGAGCAGCGGAUCGCAGACGCACCCGGCGAAGGCUCCCCUAACGGCGAGGACGCGUGCGAAAUCGAUGGGCAAGCUGCCGGGCGGUGUGGCUGGACCGGCCGGGCGACAGUCAAAGUCACUCAUCUCGCCACACCUGGCACCGAUGGACGGUGCGUUGGCGAGGGGACAGGAUAGCACGACCCACGGCAAGUCGGGUGAGAUGAACGGCGGAGGUGGGGACGCAAAGGAUCGGCGGAUUGAGGAGAUCAACGUGUCUAGUAUUAUUCGACAGUCGGGACAGCCGGCUGGAAACGGGAACCAUCGUUCGAUGUACGGCAAGGGCGGACAGUUUUUGGCCGUGCCAGAGUACACCGAUCGGUACGAGGGCAUGGAGACGGCCGUUUCGGCCACGCUGAACGACGAGGAGGAGGACGAGUUUGAGGACAGUGAGCAGGACGGUAAUGGUGGUGUUGGUAGCGGGACGGGCACUGGUGACGAACGGAACGGGACGACGGCCGGCGAUCAGUCGGCGAAUGGGAACGAUUUGCUCAAGGGCGGCCUGGUGGACGAUGGCAAGUUUAGGUGUGCGCGAGAUACGAACCUGGGACGCGAUCGUAAUACGGCACAGUUUUGGGACUUUGUCGAGCGGUGGCGUACGAAUCGAGCGCUGAAGAAGCUGGAAAGUGCCAACCACGAGCCGAGCGCACCGGUCAGUACAACGGUGCUAAUGGGGCCGGACCGAGGCAAGUCGGAGACGAAAAGUCCAACACUCAGCUCGCGAAUACGCGCCCUCAGGAUGAGUCUCGAACAGGUGCCGACGGUGACGACGCUGCUGCGGGCAUCGCGCGACGCUAACGAGUAUCUGCUGAAGGAAGUGUUCCGAGACAUACUGGAGAAUGGUAUCUCAAAGGAGAAUCUCAACUCAACGGAUCGCAGCGGAAGGACGGCCAUCUCGUACAUCUGCUCGACGAACUUAACCAACUUUUUGGAGCUGUUCCUGCAACUGCCCGGCAUCGAUGUCAACAAACCGGACAACGAGGGCAACACGCCGCUGCACUUUGCUGCCCAGGCCGGCCUUUCGGACGUGGUCAACAUGCUGAUCACCAAGUGUCGCAGCCUGAUCAUCGAUCCAAAGAACAACCUCGGCUUCACGCCGCUGAUGAAGGCCGCCCUCCAGGGCAGGACGCGCUGUGCCAAGCUGCUGCUCUUUGCUGGGGCAUCGCCAGUCGAAACCGAUACCGGACGAGGAUUUAGGGCGGAACAGUGGGCACGCUUUUGCGGCAGGCACACCUGUGCCGAAACGAUAGAACAGUGCGCCCGGGCCCGACUGCUGGACAAAUCGACACCGUGCGGUCGGUGGUCGCACGACAUCAACCUACCGGUGGACAAGAAUGCGCUCAAGGCACGCAGCUGCAGCAUUACGCCACAGCCAACGCAAAAUGGCUUUCGCUCCAAGUUCCGCAAAGUAUUUCCGUUCAACUUUAACUCCUCCAAGGACACGAAGGCGGUGGUCAGCAAGGAGGGCGAAGAGAACUACACCAAGGAUCUGGUCAACUAUCUGAAGUCGGCCACACUGUGCGUGAGUGGUCCGGCACUAUCGGCCAAUCGGAAGAUCAUACAGAGCUUGAUCCGACCGUUGGAAGUACCAAAACUUGAGGUGACGUAUGCAAACAAUAAUGCACUCAUCAAAAAGUAUGAAGCAUCGCUGGAAUCCAACGGAUCGGCCGAAACGGUGCGGCGUGCUUCAGUGGAUGGCAGCACCACCGACAGCCGGAAUGGAACGCCAUCACACUCGCCGGUACCGGUCAGGGCGAAGGUACGGAACUAGACGAGCUCUCCAGACCUGUGUGUGUGUGUGUGUGUGUCUGCGUUUGAAACUGUACAGAAGAGAUUGAGAUAUUUAGUCUUCUAGAAUACUAUAAUGCGCACGAUAUGGCGAUGAAAGCUCUCUGUUGAUGCGACAUCUCGUCUUCUCCUCAAUGUACCCACCAUCCAACGAGGAUGGUAGUUUGUAUCGAACCUCUAGGUAAAAGAUACAAUGAUUCGUAUGUGAAGUAAAUGUAACACCCACUAGCAUUUAAGUGAUCUGUCCACAGGUGCGAGGUUCAUUAGUGUAUGAGUGGAAAGUAAGAAAUUAUCUAAAAAUACAUAGCGGUAUGUUAUAUGUACGAUGUAAAAUAUAAGCUGUAUGGGGAGGAAAAUGCCCUUCAACAGUGAUAAUAAUUAGAUGCAUUAGAAUAAUCGAUCCGGAAAUUGAGCAGUGAAAUAAAGUUUAUUUUUAACAACAAUGCAGGAUGAAAACAACA
This is a messenger RNA of Anopheles gambiae (African malaria mosquito), 3776 nucleotides long. RefSeq lists its product as uncharacterized. Lineage: Eukaryota; Metazoa; Arthropoda; Insecta; Diptera; Culicidae. The record is from RefSeq and is a predicted model, not a curated record. The coding region runs from base 875 to 3298 and encodes 807 amino acids. Gene Ontology annotation, molecular function: protein binding. The transcript has 9 exons.